GAGAGAGAGAGAGAGAUGCGAGGAAUGUGGCGCUAAUGAGAAACCGGAGCGCUGCUGGAACGCAACGCAGGAGCAGAGGCAAGGAAAAAGAAGGAAAAGAACAGUUUGACUGCGAGACAAAAACAGGCGAAAGGAAGAGCAGAGCGAGCCGCAGGAAACACGCAUGGACAGGAUUGCUAUCGCGCGUUCUUGGCAGAGCCGUGCGGGGAUUUGAUCCCGCGGAUUCGACCGGGCUGCGCUGAACCAUGCAGGGGCUGCUGCAGCUUCUCCUGAGUCUCGCGCUCACGUCCCACUCGGUGUGGAUGGCCCGGUUCUCUCAGGAGCCAGCAGAUCAGUCGGUGGUUCUGGGCCAAAGCGUGGUCCUGUCCUGUGUGGUCUUCAAUUACUCAGGCAUUGUGCAGUGGACCAAGGAUGGGCUGGCUUUAGGCAUUGGAGAAGACCUCCGAGCCUGGCCGAGGUACCGUGUGUUACGGUUGGUGGAUGUGGGGCAGUACAAUUUGGAGAUCUCUUCAGCCGAACUCUCAGAUGACUCUCUUUAUGAGUGCCAGGCUACAGAGGCUGCCCUGCGCUCCCGCAGAGCCAAACUCACCGUUCUCAUUCCCCCUGAUGAGCCGGUUAUUGAGGGUUCCCCAGAGAUCCUUCUCACUGCAGGGGUUUCCUACAACCUGAGCUGUGUGUCGCGUGGAGCCAAACCCCCUGCAGUUAUAGAAUGGCAAAAAGAUGGGCUGCCUGUAGAGGGGGCAGUCAGCACAACGGAGGUGCUACCUGAUAGGAAGCGAGUCACCACGCGCAGCUACUUGCCCAUUGUCCCAGUGGACACAGACACAGGAAAGAACUACACAUGCAUGGCCUCCAACCUGGCUGUGCCCUUGGGCAAACGCACCGCUAUCACCCUCAAUGUGCACCAUCGUCCUGUGGUGGUGUUAUCCAUUGAACCACGUUCUGUACUGGAAGGAGAAAGAGUGACAUUCACCUGCCAAGCCUCUGCCAAUCCCCCAGUUAUGGGCUACAAAUGGGCUAAGGGCGGCGUGGUCAUCCAGGGUGCGAGAGAGAGUGUGUUUGUCACUAAAGCUGACCACUCUUUUUUCACCGAGCCUGUUUCUUGCCUAGUGUUCAACGCUGUGGGAAGCACCAACGUCAGCAUACUGGUGGAUGUCCACUUUGGCCCUAUCUUGGUGGUAGAGCCAAAGCCAGUGACAGUGGACAUUGAUUCUGAUGUCACGUUGAACUGUAAGUGGGCAGGCAACCCCCCUCUCACCCUCACAUGGACAAAGAAGGGGUCCAGCAUGGUGCUAAGUAACAAUAACCAACUGUAUUUGAAGUCAGUGAGCCAGGCUGAUGCUGGUCAAUAUGUGUGUAAGGCCAUAGUGCCCAGGAUCGGAGUGGGAGAAACAGAGGUCAUGCUCACUGUCAAUGGUCCCCCCAUUAUAUCCAGUGAGCCAGUCCAGUAUGCAGUCAGAGGAGAGCAAGGAGAGAUCAAGUGUUACAUUGCCAGCACUCCUCCACCAGACAAGAUUGUGUGGGCAUGGAAGGAGAAUGUGUGGGACAAAGAGAAAGGGACUUUACCAGAGCGCUAUACAGUGGAGCAGAGUAAGCCAUCCUCUGACGGAGGAGCAGUGCUGUCUACUCUCACCAUCAACAACGUCAUGGAGUCUGACUUCCAAUCCAGCUACAACUGCACGGCCUGGAACGCAUUUGGCCCAGGAACCAUGAUCAUCACUCUGGAAGAGACUGAAAUCGUCCCAGUUGGUAUCAUUGUCGGCAGCACUGUAGGCUGCACCAUUCUGCUGUUGCUCUGUCUGCUGGCAUUAUUCCUGUUCGUAUAUCGUCAACGGAAAGGAAGUCGCCGCGGGGUCACACUUGGUAAGCCAGACAUUAAGGUGGAGACAAUAAAUAAAGAAACCCACAGCUUAGAGGAAGACUCAGCCAGCGUCUCCACAGCAAGCCGCAUGGUCAAGGCUAUGUACUCACCUUUUAAAGAUGACAUUGAUAUCAAACCGGACUUACGCAGUGACACCUUGGACACGCGUCAGGACUAUGAGAUCAAGGACCCAACCAACGGCUAUUACAACGUACGAGCCUCCACCCAUGAUGAAGUCCGACCUGCCUCCCGCUCCAUGCACUACUCUGACUAUCGGACCUCUUCUGCACCAGGUAGCGCUGCGACUGUUAGUGGUAGCUCAGGCACCGGAGCUUCAGCAGGUCCUGGAACACCGAGCAGCUUGGCUCCUGGGUCACGAGCCGGCUGCUACGACCCUCGACCUCCUUCCAGACUCAGCUAUGCCCAGUUCAACACCUUCAGCAGACCAAGUCAGUCUCAGCAGCCUCCGCCCAGCUCCGGACCUCAAACAGGUGACUUUUCAGCUGAAUGCAGUCUCCUAGACUCAACACCUCAGUUACCAUACGAGAACUACAGCUACCCGUCACACUACCCCACGUAUCGUCUUGGCUUUGCUCCUCCCAGCCUCGCUCCAUUAGAAAGCGGCGCAGCAUAUGAGAUGUACAGCGUAGGGCCGAGUGUAAGCGUCGGAGGUACUGCUGCAACCCCAGAGAGCGGACUCGGGAAGUACGGUAGCUCCACACGUUUUUCCUACACCUCGCAGCAUUCCGACUAUUCCCACCGACACACACAGAGGAUGCAGACGCACGUGUGAAGGAGGAGCGUAAUGCCAUGCUGCGCUGCUCUUCCUCACUUCAGCACACACACUUGACCACAUGCACACAAACAUACACAGGAGGAAGUUGUAAAGAAAGAGAGAAUGAGUGGUAGGAUUCAGAUCAGAAAGCACAGAAGAGAGAGAGAGAGCGAGUGGGAGGGAAAUUGAGAGGUGAGGGAAUUCUCUUUUCAGCUUUUUCGGCUUAUCUCCUCAGCUCAAGGAGCUGCUAGCGAAAGUCACAAUCAAGAUGAAAAAGUAGCAUUAAUAAAGGAUCAAAAAUCUUCAGAAUGCUGACUGUAGAGGUGAGGAGUUAGCAUGGCCACAGACACAUCUUGAGAACUGAAGGAGACUUCUGUGUUUGUCUGUGACAAAAACUAAACAUGGCAGCGGUGGUCAUGGAAGACUUUUGUAUGAAUUCUUGUUAAUGGCUUCUUCAACUCGUCUCCACACCUUUACAAGACAAAAUAAGAAAGCAAUAUAACAGAGAUGACGCCUACAGUAGACUUGCAGUGGUUCGAUGAUGAUUACUAAACAGUCUCACAGACAUUUAUUCGUUCCUCACAUCCAGCCAUGAGCAAAGCACUAAACAAAGCACAACACUAUAUGACCAGAUAUCCUCGGCUACCAAAGCAUUAGGGGUGUAACGAUACAGCAUGUCAUAUUAUAUCAUUCAGUGCAGGGCUUUUGAUUCGAUGUGGUAAUAAAUUCAACAGGCUGCAUAAUAAAGUAGGAUAUUUGGUAUAAAAAUGUUGCUUAUAUUACACUACCAUUCAAAAGUUUGGGGUCACUUUGAAAUGUCCUUAUUUUUGAAAGAAAAGCACUGUUCUUUUCAAUGAAGAUCACUUUAAACUAAUCAGAAAUCCACUCUAUACAUUGCUAAUGUGGUAAAUGACUAUUCUAGCUGCAAAUGUCUGGUUUUUGGUGCAAUAUCUCCAUAGGUGUAUAGAGGCCCAUUUCCAGCAACUCUCACUCCAGUGUUCUAAUGGUACAAUGUGUUUGCUCAUUGCCUCAGAAGCAGGGCUUUGAACCAGAAUUUUUUUCCUAUUGGUUUGUUCCGAACAGAAACGGAAUUUUAACGUUUCCGGUUUUGGGUUCCACCAUUAAAUAGACGUUCCCGAACCGGUUAGAACAAAAAAAUUUCGUUCCCGGAACGGUUAAUUAUGUUCCCUGUCAGCUGUUUAACAAAUGGCUAUAAAAUUAUGUCUCUGUCUCAUCCAGCUUAAGCCAAAUGUAGGCUAAUUCUAUUACAACCUUCAUUAAAUAAGACAAGAAAUAAUUCAAAACAAUUAUUAUUUCAAAUGUUGGCGAUUUGGAUUCUCAGUAUGUCUUCCCAUCUACACAAACAGAAAAAGUGCCAAAAAUGAAAAGAUAAUUCGUUUAGUGUGUUACCAAAGGCUAGUCAGGCCCUAUAGAGGGCUACCGCAUGACGUCACCGCGCCGUGAGAUUUUGUUAGGCGCCAUAUUGGAAGACCAAGUACACAUCUAUGCAAGUACAUACAUUCAUAAAACAAACUACACCUGAAAUGUAGCCAGGGCCGGUUCUGCCCUAAUCUGGACCCGGGUGCAACAUCGCGCAUCCCCCCCCAAAAAAAAAAAAAAACACCAGUCUAAAUCAGGACAACCAUCACAUAACUAUAACUAUAAACAUUUUAUAUCAACUAUUUUAAUUAAAUGGGCUAUAAUAAAUAAGCCUGCAGGCAGCCACGGUGGGCUGCCUCAGAAAAGUAACCAUUCAAUGACACAACUGAAAGCCUGCAGCCACGGCGGGCUGCCUCAGAAAAGUAACCAUUUGUCCUACCUUAAAACUCGUUUUGCAUUUUCUGCCUCCUUUUUUGUAUUUUUGACCCUCCGUUUAUUUUCUUUCCUUUUCUGAAAACCCGAUUUGUGUCCAGACAUUUUGUUCUGCUACCAACGAACUAACUCGUCAGGUCUCGUCUCUCGAGCCCGCGAUGAUUCCCGUGGGAAGGGCAACAAUUGAUACAUUUUUACAAACAGCCAAUAGGGAGGUUGCAACGUUCAGGCUCUUCUUUGCUCAGACACUCAGUAAUGCAAUUACUCACUUUAUCACAUGGAGACGUGAUAGCAGUCCACCUUCCCGCGCUCUCCAUUCAGUCAGCGAACAUCACACAGGAAGUGAACCCCAGCGGGUCAUAGAAACUUGCACAGGAGAAGAAUGGCUUUUUUAUUUGUAGGCUACGGAAACUUUGAGGAACGAAAUAAAAACCGGUAUUAACCGGUUACCAUUAUUUUUAAUAAGCGUUUCUGUUCCGGAACAUAAAAAAUAAUAAAGUUUCUGGUUUCGUUUCUGUUCCAUGUGAAAUAGAAAAAGUUCCCGGUUUUCGUUCCUUGAACCGGUUCAAAGCCCUGCUCAGAAGGCUAAUGGAUGAUUAGAAAACCCUUGUACAAUCGUGUUAGCACAGCUGAAAACAGUUGAGCUCUUUAGAGAAGCUAUAAAACUGACCUUCCUUUGAGCAGAUUGAGUUUCUGGAGCAUCACAUUUGUGGGGUCGAUUAAAUGCUCAAAAUGGCCAGAAAAAUGUCUUGACUAUAUUUUCUAUUCAUUUUACAACUUAUGGUGGAGGGGCGGCACGGUGGUGUAGUGGUUAGCACUGUCGCCUCAUAGCAAGAAGGUCCGGGUUUGAGCCCCGUGGCGGGCGAGGGCCUUUCUGUGCGGAGUUUGCAUGUUCUCCCCGUGUCCGCGUGGGUUUCCUCUGGGUGCUCCGGUUUCCCUCAUAGUCCAAAGACAUGCAGGUUAGGUUAACUGGUGACUCUAAAUUGACCGUAGGUGUGAAUGUGAGUGUGAAUGGUUGUCUGUGUCUAUGUGUCGGCCCUGUGAUGACCUGGCGACUUGUCCAGGGUGUACCCCGCCUUUCGCCCGUAGUCAGCUGGGAUAGGCUCCAGCUUGCCUGCGACCCUGUAGAAGGAUAAAGCGGCUAGAGAUAAUGAGAUGAGAGAAUGAGAACUUAUGGUGGUAAAUAAAAGUGUGACUUUUCAUGGAAAACACAAAAUUGUCUGGGUGACCCCAAACUUUUGAACGGUAGUGUACAUGAGCUGAUUCAAACUUAAUCAGGGCUCACACACUCUCUGUUGAAAAAGUAACUUCCUCGAAAUUACAAAUCAGCUCAAUUUUCUUCUAAGCACGCUGUUUUUCACAAGCUAAUAUGCUAACAUAUUAGCGUAUUAGCAAGCAGCAAUGGCAACCGUCAACACCAAACAUGAACUAGAAAAUUCCUACAAAUCUUUAAAUCCUUGUGUACAGGAGCACUUUGGAUUCCCAGUGGCUUAAAACUCUGAUAGACGGUGACUUAAAGCUUCUGUGUCGGUUGGUAGAACGAGAUGAAAACACAAAGCAGCACACACAUACACACGUCUCUCUACUGAUUACAGAAAAUCAGAGCAGAGAUUGGGAGCUACAGAUGUGAGACCCUGCUUGGUAAUGGAGAACACGGGAUUCAAAAAACAUCCAACAGCAGAAUUUGAAAAAAAAGUUUAAUUAGACCUUUAAUUGUAUUACUUCCUAGUACACAGCUUUUUGUUAUAUGCUGCUAAGAGUCUGAAUGGAUCACACAAACAGUCAUUAUUGCAUUUCAGUUAUCGUACUUUUAUAAUGCUCAAUGUUUUAAUCAACAGAAAACGGAAACCGAAAACAUGCAUUUAGACGAUGCUUUAUUUUCACUGUCAUGAAAAUAUAUUGCUGCAACCUUGUAGAACAGGAUAAGCGGCUACAGAUAAUGGAUGGAUGGAUGGAUGGAUAGAUGAAAAUAUAUUGCACCGAGACACCAUCCUAUCGAAAUCGUGUCAAAUUUGAAUCAUGUGUGUCGUUACACCCCUACAAAGUAUGUGUGAUCAGUUGGACACUAGGUGAUGAAAGGUCAAAACACUUACCUGCUUUACCUGUUAAUUAGUAUCUAGUCAGUAUUCUAGAUUGCUAAGCUACCUCAUGAAGUGGGCUACAAGCCUUAUCACUUAGAACAAUUAUAGGAACAAAAAACUAUAUGUGGUUCACUUACCUUUUACAAAGUUGUCUGUGGCUGAAUGCGUUCAUUCUCAUUAAUUAAAUUAAGUUGAAACUCAUAUCAUUGAAUUAAAGCACUUUUGAUAUAAAAAUAGACACGUAAGGAAGGAAAAGAGACCAGUUCAGGAAGCCAUCAUCCGUGGCCAAUGACAUCUAUUUUUCUUUCUUUCACUCGUUCUCUCUUUCUUUCCUGGAUUUUUCACGAUGGGACAAACCGUUGGGUUGGCACAUGAGUUGGUGGAGGAUGUAGUGAGAUGCGCAAGGGGGCAUCGUAAUAAACCAUAUAUUUUUUCAAAGUGUUUUUACAUGAUGAUUAGUUGAUCUUUGAGCACAUACAGUAUAGCUGCAUAUAUAUACAGUAUAUGUGUGUGUAUAUAUAUAUAUAUAUAUAUAUAUAUAUAUAUAUAUAUAUAUAUAUAUAUAUGUCUGAAUUCCCCACUCGUUUCCACGGUGCUUUGUAGUGGGGUCAUUGUUUGCACUGCAUUCCAGUAUUCUAGCAUAGAUUAUUACCCUUAUAAUCUACCUGUAAUCUCUCAUUUGCACACUAGGCUAGAGUGUUUUGACUAGUCCCGAAAUACAGAAUUAUUUUUUUUCUCAUAUUUCUGUAAAGAAUUGUGGACCAAAGGUUCAUCAUUAGAGUGUCAGUCUUUAUUUAGGUGAUAUUCACCUCAACAAACAAGGAAAUAUGCAGAUUUGUUUGUGUUUGUUGCUUCUGGACUCAACAGUAAUAACGGUGACAGAAAAAAGGUGUUUUAAAGGGUAUGGGACUGCAAAACAUGGAAAAAAAGAAAGAAAAAAAAAGAUGACCCAGCCUUAGGUACACAUACUGAUCUCAGAUCAGGCUGCUAUGCCGUCACCUUAUUAUUAUAAGACAUCAUAAUGAACUAAGUGGAGCUGAGCUUGUCGCCAGUUCUUGGAUGGAUUUCUUGACAGUUUUGGGUUCCCAGGGUCUUAUCCCAGAGAACAGAAUGUUUAUACAUACACACACAUUUUAUAUAUAUAUAUAUAUAUAUAUAUAUAUAUAUAUAUUAUGAUGUGAAGAUUAUCAAUACCUAAUACAUUGGGGACUGUUCCCACACACACUAUCACAGAGACACCUGCUACUUGUGCCAAACACAGACACCUAAGUUGGAGGAAGCAUUUUUUUUGACCAGUAAAAGUCAGACCUGGUCUGUGGAUAUGAAACCAGACAGGUUUUGAAGGAUCAUGAUCUUGUCGAUGGUGAAGACGAAGACAGUCCGUCUCGUAAUGGUCGUCCAUCACGGAACAGUGAGUUGCUGUCUACAGCCGUCGUCUGGGUUUCGAUGCCUUUCAAUUGAAGGAGUCUUGUAAAUACUUUCCCAUGUGUUACUCCUAUUUCAAGUAUUAUUUUAUAUCAUUCAGUGUGAUGCACUCUUUAAAUGCAGUAUUGUUACAUUUCAACAGCGCAAGGGAAAAUUGGCAGAAGGACUAACGUUUGGAAAUGGAUUUUAAAGAUUUUAUGACCUGUUGUUAAAAAAGAACAACCCUAAAUAAUGAGCUGUGUUUGUUAUACUUGGCUGGAGUCCAGUGCGGUGCCAAAGAGCACUCAAGCAGAACGAGAUGCUCACCAUCAACAGAUAGCACCUUUAUACCUGCCUGUGCUGCCCAUUAGUAUGUCUUUAUGGUACAUUUGAUUACUUUGAGCAGUUGACAGAGAAAGAAGUAGUGGGAGGUGUGACCUAACCUAUGUUUGAGGACAUGGUCUUCCUCCAACUUCCUUCUCAAAGGACUGAAGCUCCAUGAGGACUAAAAGAGGGAUAUAUGAAUAUGUGUUGAUUUAAAAGAAAAAAAAAGAGUGGCCUUAGGAAAACAUGACUUUUAUAAUCCAACACUUUAUACGCCAAUUUAAGGCUGGAGGAGAAUGAUGUGUGUGUGUUUGUGAAUCUCUUUGUGUACAAAUAUCUUUAUGUAAUCCUUUACUUCCCUAAAGUUCCUGCUCCAAUACUUUUAUUCUGCUGGUAGGACUGUAUCCUGUAUACUUGCGUCUUAGAAAGCAAAUGUUGAUCUUACCGUACUGUUCUUCAUAGUUGAAGCAUUCUACAGUUGUACAACAGAAGUUAAUAAAUUUUCAUUUUUUUAUUUCAUUAUCUUUUCCCCCCAAUAUUUUUUUAAAAAAUGUUAUGUAAUUAUUUUUUCACAGUAUAUCAAAUAAA
Messenger RNA from Neoarius graeffei (lesser salmon catfish), 8845 nucleotides. RefSeq names its product kirre like nephrin family adhesion molecule 1a (gene kirrel1a). Gene Ontology annotation, biological process: cell-cell adhesion. Gene Ontology annotation, cellular component: cell-cell junction. NCBI's taxonomy places the organism in Eukaryota, Metazoa, Chordata, Actinopteri, Siluriformes, Ariidae. The transcript is spliced from 15 exons. Gene Ontology annotation, molecular function: cell adhesion molecule binding. Bases 246 to 2654 code for a protein of 802 amino acids. The record is from RefSeq and is a predicted model, not a curated record.